GAAGUGUCCACAGCCUUUAGGAUGUUCUGUAUGGAUCCAUCGACCACCUGUCACUCCUCCCCCAUCAGCAUCCUGAUUGGCUCGCGGCUCCACAUGAAAGCAGGGGGGCGGGGACAGUGAGCGCGUCGGUGUUCAACAACAGCCAAUUACAGACGCGCUCUUCUGGGGCGCUUAUAAAUGUCCCGAGGUCGCUCGCGCUCGCCUCAGUGCGCUGAUUGCUGUGAAGAGGGAGAGUAACAGGUAGAGCAGCUCGUUUACUGUAACUGUUAUUGCAGUUGUAUGCGGGAUUACCAGACCAAGCGCUCAGAGGAGACAUUUGUGGCAUUUGUGUUUCGAAUGACGGAGUGGAUAUUGCGCAGUUUUUCUGUUUGGACUUUGUUUUUCCUCGGUUAAAAUCUGUUAAUUGUGACAAUGCGCCUGAUGCAGAACAUGUCGACUAUAGUGGAGUGCCCCGGCUCGGAGUGCCUGUCCAAGCGCCUCAUCAAGCUGGCCGUGCUCGGGGGCAGUGGAGUGGGCAAAACCGCGCUCAUUGUUCGCUUCCUCACCAAGCGCUUCAUUGGCGACUACGAGAGAAAUGCAGGCAGCCUGUAUUCCAGAGAAGUCCAGAUCGACGGAGAACAAGUGGCCAUUCAAGUGCAGGAUACACCUGGAGUGCAGGUAAACGCCAAUGGCCUGAGCUGCACUGAGCACGUGAGACACUCCAUCCAGUGGGCCGACGCAGUGGUCAUGGUCUAUUCUGUGACAGAUGGUCACAGCUUUGACCUCAUUAGUCAGCUCCAUCAGCUUGUGAGCCAUGUGUAUGCUGAUAGACCGGCACCACCAAUUAUCCUGCUGGCCAAUAAGGCGGACAUGGUGCACGUGAGGCGGGUGGAGGCGCAGCAGGGCCCGGCGCUGGCCUUGGCACUCGGUUGUUCUUUCUACGAGGUGUCAGCCAGCGAAGACUACAGUCAGGUGCACGGAGCUUUCCACAGACUCUGCACAGAGCUUGCCAAAAGACAGGUGCCAUUUAGCACUAAUGCAAACGCAGCUUCAGCCAGCAACGAGAAGAAGAGGUCACCUCUUAUCCCCAGACCCAAAUCACCCAAUAUGCAGGACCUGAAGAGGCGCUUCAAGCAGGUGCUGUCGGCCAAAGUGCGCACAGUCACCUCUGUGUGAGGAAGAGAGUGAGGGAUGUGGCCCGGAUGUGGGGCUAGACAAGAGAGAAGAGCGCAGGGUUGAGUGGCAGGGCGACAAUCCAAAAGGCAGAGGCUCACCGAAGUAAAGAUUUGGUCUUGCUUUUGAGCUCAACUUUUGAUCAGCAGGCCAGAUCUAAAACAAAGGGGUGCUGAACUAUGACCUCUGAAAUCGGUGACCUCUGACUUGUGAACUUUGACCAUCUUGGUGGCGGAGGCUAAGCCACCUGUGCUGCUGUGACGGACUUGUACGGAUACAGCAGGAUACUGAGAACUCUGGUGUCUAAAAUUGCCUUAAAGAUGAAGAAUGCAAAAAGACGCUUGGACUAAAUAAACACUAACGUACGCACACACACUGCGUUAUAUCUGUAGACAACUUCACCUGGCAACAGAGCUUGUGAAGGACAGAGGGCUGGGUAUUUUUAUCGACGCAGACGUUUUCUUUUUGUCAAGGCUUUCAGCUCUCAGCAGAAACAAACUGAAAGCAGCCAUUGUUAAAGGAACGAGGCACUAGAGCUGAAGGGCACAAGCAGUCUGUGUGUUUUUGUGUUAAACUCUUCAGUGCCAAUUUGUACAAAUUUUUUUUAAAUGCACUUUACAUCAUGCCCCAGGGUUAAGGCUUGAUCUAAUUUAUUGUUUUGUGAUUGAAAAUAAAAUAUAUUUGACUUUGAA
Molecule: messenger RNA, 1844 nt
Organism: Pangasianodon hypophthalmus (striped catfish)
Lineage: Eukaryota; Metazoa; Chordata; Actinopteri; Siluriformes; Pangasiidae
Gene: rasl11b
Product: RAS-like, family 11, member B
Exons: 4
Coding region: 412-1155 (247 amino acids)
Molecular function (GO): GTPase activity; GTP binding
Source: RefSeq, a predicted model, not a curated record